CGGCUGCUCGGCCCCGGGGAAAGGGUUCUCCUCCCAGCCGAGCCCUUGGUCCUGGCAGACGCCCCAAGAUUGUUGUGAGGAGUCUAGCCAGUUGGUGAGCGCUGUAAUCUGAACCAGCUGUGUCCAGACUGAGGCCCCAUUUGCAUUGUUUAACAUACUUAGAAAAUGAAGUGUUCAUUUUUAACAUUCCUCCUCCAAUUGGUUUAAUGCUGAAUUACUGAAGAGGGAUAAGCAAAACCAGGUGCUUUCUCUGCGGGCUCUCCAGUGGCUCAGAGCACCCGGCUGUUCCUCGUCCUCGCCACUCGCGAGCCCCCCGGGCCCAGAAGAGGUCGAAGUUCAGGAGCUGCUCCGAGGGUCCCGCGGAGGGAGCACUUUUUUUUUUUUUUUUCCCUCACUUUGCUUUCGCCUCGCAUCUCGGAUAUGCCAGGACUAAAAAGGCUUCUCACCGUUACCAUUCUGGCUCUCUGUCUUCCAAGUCCUGGAAAUGCACAGCAACAGUGCACCAACGGUUUUGACCUGGACCGCGCUUCGGGGCAGUGUUUAGAUAUCGACGAAUGCCGGACCAUCCCUGAGGCCUGCCGGGGAGACAUGAUGUGUGUUAACCAAAAUGGCGGCUACCUGUGCAUCCCCCGGACAAACCCGGUGUACCGAGGGCCCUACUCCAGCGGCUCCUCCUACUCGACACCCUACUCAGGGCCGUACCCAGCUGCUGCCCCGCCGCUCUCACCUUCAGCCUCAAACUACCCCACGAUCUCCAGGCCUCUCAUGUGCCGCUUUGGAUACCAGAUGGAUGAGGGCAACCAGUGUGUGGAUGUGGAUGAGUGUGCCACGGAUUCUCACCAGUGCAACCCUACCCAGAUUUGCAUCAACACUGAAGGAGGGUACACCUGCUCGUGCACCGACGGCUACUGGCUUCUGGAAGGCCAGUGCUUAGACAUUGAUGAAUGUCGCUAUGGAUACUGCCAGCAGCUAUGUGCGAACGUCCCCGGAUCCUAUUCCUGUACAUGCAACCCUGGCUUUACCCUCAACGAGGAUGGAAGGUCUUGCCAAGAUGUGAACGAAUGUGCCACUGAGAACCCCUGCGUGCAGACCUGUGUCAACACCUACGGCUCUUUCAUCUGCCGCUGUGACCCAGGAUAUGAACUUGAGGAUGAUGGUGUUCGUUGCAGUGAUAUGGACGAGUGCAGCUUCUCUGAGUUCCUCUGCCAGCACGAGUGUGUGAACCAGCCUGGCACGUACUUCUGCUCCUGUCCUCCUGGCUACAUCCUGCUGGAGGACAACCGAAGCUGUCAGGACAUCGAUGAGUGCGAGCACAGAAACCACACGUGCAACCUACAGCAGACUUGCUACAACUUGCAAGGGGGCUUCAAAUGCAUCGACCCCAUCCGCUGCGAGGAGCCUUAUCUGCGCAUCAGCGACAACCGCUGUAUGUGUCCUGCUGAGAAUCCUGGCUGCAGAGACCAGCCCUUCACCAUCCUGUACCGGGACAUGGACGUGGUGUCCGCACGCUCUGUUCCUGCUGACAUCUUCCAGAUGCAAGCGACGACCCGCUACCCCGGAGCUUAUUACAUUUUCCAGAUCAAGUCUGGGAAUGAGGGCCGAGAGUUCUAUAUGCGGCAAACGGGCCCCAUCAGUGCCACCCUGGUGAUGACACGCCCCAUCAAAGGGCCCCGGGAGAUGCAGCUGGACUUGGAAAUGAUCACCGUCAACACCGUCAUCAACUUCAGAGGUAGCUCCGUGAUCCGGCUGCGGAUAUACGUGUCGCAGUACCCGUUCUGAGGCCCGGCUGCAGCCUCUGACGCCACCUCUCACGGCACCAGGGACAGGAGAGAAGAGGCGAGAGGGAGCCUGAGCCGGUCGCGACGCCUUUCCUGCUGAAUGCUUCCCCAGGGUCAGCCCCCCCGGCCUGACCCUGCCCGCAUGGGGUAGACCUGUCAUCCUGAAGGACACUUUCCCCAGCUCCUACGGUGCAGUCAUCAACAGUAGUGUCACUGGCACUCUGACCAGAGAUCAGUGGAGGUUUGUCAGGGUCAUCAGAUUAUUUUCAUAUUUCCCAAAGGAAAUAGAUUAGGAUGGCUGGGGUGUGAGUCCAUGUUCAAAGACUGUGAACGGCUUCCUCUCCCCCUUCCACGCCUUUCUCUUUCUCCCUCUCUCCCUCUCUCUCUCGCUGAUUGCUGCUUUGCAAAGACCCAACGAGUCAUGGGGAUGCUGGGGGUAGCUAGUUUGCUUCUUGUAUGUACUGAGAAGGUUAUGGGAAGAAACCACAGCAGGAUCUAAGGAUUUUUAAAGAGUCUAUUUCAAAAUCACAUCUGGAGUUUGCAGUCAUAAAAGGAAUUUUAGAUGUCCUUAAGUUUGUAUAACGUUAAUCCUUUCUUGUUCAUUUUGAGUAUUUUUUUCAUAAUACCUACCAAAGGUCUUAAGACACAUGCUAAGUUCUGCCCUCCCAACUGUCAACCCAGUUUCCUCUUCAUGUUAGCCAAGGUUUUCUUUGAGGACCCCUUAAUCAUGCUUUCUUUAGCAAUUUUACCCCACUGGGUUGGAAGGCAGAGGUCUCCAAACUGAUUAAAUAUUUG
Condylura cristata (star-nosed mole) is the source of this 2573-nucleotide messenger RNA. It is a transcript of the gene FBLN5, whose product is annotated as fibulin 5. The coding region runs from base 421 to 1779 and encodes 452 amino acids. Lineage: Eukaryota; Metazoa; Chordata; Mammalia; Eulipotyphla; Talpidae. The record is from RefSeq and is a predicted model, not a curated record. Gene Ontology annotation, molecular function: calcium ion binding. The transcript has 11 exons.